UUGAAACCACCCCUCACACUCCUCCUCCUCCGCCCCCCCUCCCCGUAGUCUAGAAACGGAGUGGCUGCUUUGCACGGGGCAGGAGCCGGGAUGGCUAUUCGUGGGGUGGUGGUUGCUCUCUGCCCUGGCGCGGGGGGCUUGCAAGCACCUUGAUCGAGCCUCUCCACCGCCCGCGUCCGUGGGAGCUUCCUCGGGGGGGUUUCCUAAAGGUGCUGCCGCUUCCAAGUCGCGGGAUCCACCCGGGCAAGCGAAGAGAAGAGAGGGAGUAGUUGGGGGCCGCGGGCUACAACAAGCCAGCCACAGCCUUGCCUUGAAUUGCCAGCCUUGCCGCCUUUGCAUCGUGAAGGGGGGGAAACAAAAAAACGAGAGCCAACCUCGGGAUUAUUAUUUCUCCUCAUCCUUUUCUCCCGCCUUCCUUUUAUAUAGAGCCCGUCCGGUCGGGAUCCCAAAGGCGACGAGGCUCUUGGUAGGGGAGAGGGGGGGAGAGAGGUGUAAGAAGAGAAGAUCGCCCCCCCGUCGUUGCUUUGGGGAGGGGGGUUCUCCUCAGAAGCUGGUGGGGGGUGGGCAAAGGAAAGAAACAUGGAGGCGGUGAUCGAGAAGGAAUGCAGCGCCCUUGGAGGGCUCUUCCAGACCACCAUCAGUGACAUGAAGGGAAGUUAUCCAAUUUGGGAAGAUUUCAUAAAUAAAGCGGGAAAACUCCAGUCUCAACUUAGGACGACGGUUGUAGCCGCAGCUGCCUUCCUGGACGCUUUUCAGAAAGUAGCAGACAUGGCAACCAAUACGCGUGGUGCUACCAGAGAAAUUGGCUCUGCUUUAACCAGAAUGUGCAUGCGACAUCGAAGCAUUGAGUCCAAGCUGAGACAGUUUUCAAGUGCUUUAAUUGACUGUCUGAUAAACCCACUUCAAGAACAGAUGGAAGAAUGGAAGAAAGUGGCCAAUCAGCUGGACAAAGACCAUGCAAAAGAAUACAAAAAAGCGCGCCAGGAAAUAAAGAAGAAAUCUUCAGACACCCUGAAGCUUCAGAAGAAAGCAAAGAAAGCAGAGGCACUCGGGAGAGGAGACAUCCAGCCUCAGCUGGACAGUGCCCUGCAGGAUGUGAACGAUAAAUACCUUCUUCUUGAAGAAACGGAGAAACAGGCUGUUAGAAAAGCAUUGAUUGAAGAACGUGGCCGAUUCUGUUCAUUUGUUUCUAUGCUGCGUCCUGUAAUUGAAGAAGAAAUAUCAAUGCUGGGAGAAAUAACUCACCUGCAGACCAUAUCGGAAGAUCUGAAAAGCCUCACCAUGGACCCACACAAGCUGCCAUCAUCAAGUGAACAGGUGAUUCUCGAUUUGAAAGGUUCCGAUUAUGGCUGGUCCUAUCAGACUCCACCUUCUUCUCCCAGUACCACCAUGUCCAGAAAAUCCAGCGUGUGCAGUCUGAACAGUGUAAACAGUAGUGACUCCCGGUCAAGUGGCUCGCAUUCUCACUCACCCAGUUCACACUAUCGCUACCGCAGCUCCAAUCUGCCUCAGCAGGCACCCAUGAGGCUCUCCAGUGUCUCCUCGCAUGACUCCGGAUUCAUGUCCCAGGACGCUUUUCAAUCCAAGUCACCGUCCCCGAUGCCACCCGAAGCCCCCAACCAGCAGAAUUCGUCCAGCUCGGCCUCUUCUGAAGCUUCUGAAACCUGCCAAUCAGUGAGUGAGUGCAGCUCCCCGACCUCUGUCAGUUCAGGCUCAACCAUGGCGGCUUGGGCCUCCACAGAAAAGUUGUCUAACGGGUAUUAUCACUGUAGUUUACCCAGUGGCUCAUCUUUAGCCCCAGUUGGUGUGGGUUCUUUCCCUCAUGUUCCGUCUGUCUCUCACGCAUGGACCCGGGCCACCUCCUCCACCCUCCUUCCAGACUACGUUCAUUAUUACACCAUUGGGCCAGGCAUGUUACCAUCACCUCAGAUUCCUAGUUGGAAGGAUUGGGCUAAGCCUGGUCCUUACGACCAGCCCAUGGUAAACACUUUGCAACGUCGCAAGGAAAAACGAGAAGCAGACUCUCCCGGCGGGGCUCAGAGUGGUCCUUCUCUGCCCACAGAAGACCCCCAGAGGGCCCGGAACAUGACUGUAUCAGCUGCCCCAAAGCCAGGAGAGGAGAUGGAAGCCUGUGAGGAGCUGGCUCUCGCUCUUACCCGAGGGCUGCAGCUGGACAUUCAGAGGAGCAGCAGGGAUUCCUUGCAGUGCUCCAGCGGCUACAGCACUCAGACAACCACACCUUGCUGUUCUGAAGACACAAUUCCCUCACAAGUUUCAGAUUACGACUACUUUUCUGUGAGUGGUGAUCAAGACACCGAGCAGCAAGAAUUCGACAAGUCUUCAACUAUUCCGAGGAACAGCGACAUCAGCCAGUCCUUCCGUCGCAUGUUCCAUGCCAAGCGUCCGGCUUCCACUGCGGGCCUCCCAACCACCCUUGGCCCUGUGAUCGUCACACCGGGUGUGGCCACCAUCCGACGGACGCCUUCCACCAAACCAGCGGUAAGGCGCGGGACUAUUGGCGCGGGACCGAUUCCCAUUAAGACCCCCGUGAUUCCCGUUAAGACUCCGUCUGUGCCAGACGUGCCGGUGGGGCUUCCUGGUUUCCCGAGCGGGGCAGAAGAAAGCUCCGAGCAAAGUCCCGAGGCUGGAGGGGGCAGCACCCCCACUAUGUGUACCUCCUCGUGGAGUGGGCAAGCACCCGCCAGCCUUCCCCCCGUCGUCAGUCAGAAGCCGAGCAGCACAGAGGAUCAGAGGCCGGCGGCGGCUGAAAACGAGAGAGAGGAGAACGAAAGAGAAGACGUCGGCAUCACUGCUCCUCCGUGCCAGCCCACUGUGCUCCAUACAGGUGGGCAGAACCCAGCGGAGGCCCCGCAGGGCGAAGACAUGCUGAAUGCCAUCCGCAGGGGCGUUAAGCUGAGGAAGACCACCACGAACGAUCGCUCGGCACCCCGUAUUUCCUAGAUGCUGAAUCACUGCUCAAGUUGAGUUGAAAAAGAGAGACCGACCUACCUGAUGAUAUCAUCUUUUGUGUCUUGGUCCAUUAUUGUACAAUCAAGAUUUUUUUUUCUAGUAGAGACAGCUGGCAGCGGUCUCUAAAACGGGGAGGGGAGGUUAGAAUUGGCCAAGUGAAAUUCUUAAAAGGAACAUCUUCCUUGACUAUUUGAUGAUGAUGAUGAUUUUCUUCCUAAAGCUGGCUGAUUAUAUUUUCCUCUGCACAUUUUCAAAUUCUCAGUUCCUCCUUUUUUUCCCCCCUCCCCCACCCCCCAAAGGUGCCAAAAUCCCAUUUAACCUUUUAAUAACUCUUUGUAAAGUGUAUUCAUUCACAAAAAGGACAGUUAUAAGAAAUGUUUAAGUAGUUAAAAUUUUAGCAAGGGCUGGGAGGAGGAGUCCGGUGAUAACGCAGUUCUCCUUCUUGGAUGGUUUUAUUGAGCACCUUGUCUGUCAUAGUGGGAGUCUCAGAUCGGUGUUCGUUUCCCUGUACAAAGUUCCUAGCAAGAACACAACUCCUUCACUGAAAUACAGCUGAGCCGUUUUCUCCUGCCCCAAAAGCAGGGAACGGAAGCUGAUUAAAAGCAAUAUAUAAUGGGAAGACAGAAAAGAGAGAACGGCUGUAUUUGGUUAAUUUUUAGGGAUUAGGAAGGGAGGGGCUUAAUUUCUUGCACAAAAAAAUGUAGCCUAGGGGGAUAGUUUCAUUGUAAAUGCGUCCAAAUAAGCCAUAAUGAAUCACAGUGUUCAUUUUAAGUAAGGUGUUUCAAAGACGUUUGGGUACUGCCUGCUAGGUAUUUUUUCCUAUGUUGGCCCUGUUGAAAAGGACUGUGUUAAAAAGAUUUCUUGCCUCUGUAUGCUUUCAUUUCCGGUCAUCGUAAAACCCUCGUUAUCAGUUUUGUACCAUCUUGGCAACAGGCUUAAACUUUGCAUUCCUCUCUUCACCUUGUUGUUCCUUGAAAGAAGUAAACAGAACACGACAUAAAGCAAGGCACUGUGAAGGCAGAAAGGGUGUCUACGUUGUUAAAAUAAUAAUAAUAAUAAUAAUAAAGAGCAAAAAAUUUAAAAGAAAACCAGGGAGCUCUUAAUUAUAACUUUAUACCUUUUAGUGGCUGCGCCCAGCAGGCUGGGUAGGCAAAUAAAUGGAAAAACCUUCCCCAGGACUUUUGACAAAACAACUCAUAGACGGAUGGGCAACUAACUGGGAACUCCAGUAAAACUGCAAAUGUUACUUUUAAGGGAGGGGGGGCGAUUGUUUAUCCAAAGGGGCAGUUUGGGUACAAAAUUUGGGGACUGGGAAGGGACGGGAAUGCUCUUAGGUUUUAUUUAUUAUAGCGGGAGGGACAUUCACAACUACUUUCCUUUUUAUUCUCCCCCUCCCCACAAUUAUUGGGGAAGGGGGAGCAUUGUUGAUACAUUUAUAAAUAAGGUAUUCUUUUCUUAACAUGAGCAUUGCCGUGGUAUUUUCUGUUUCAUGGGGUCAGUAGAAAUGUGCAUAACUCAGGCACCACUCCUCCCUCCUGGUCUUUUUCAGUUUCGUGGUUUUUUGUUUUUGUUUUUUUUUAAAAAGCAUUCUGCAGUCUAACUGGAUACCGUCUGCCUUAUUUCUACAUGGGCGAUGCUAGCAGAAUUCUUGACUUCAGAGGGGUGUGUUUGCAGUCGCAGCGAUGCGCCCCACUCAUCGUGGAAGGAGCUGGGUUGUGAGUGCGUGCACGCCCACAGUCUCCUCCGCCAUGGACACUCGGGAGAUUCGUAUUGGCUGCCAUCUUGCCUACGUAAACUACUACUUCUUAUGCUUUAAUUACAUAACUGCAUUGGAUGUGAGAUGUAUCGUAAACCUGUUUAUAGUCACUGUGUUCUAUAUACAUUUACACAGCUGUGGUUGCUUAACACUUUUUCAUUAUGGCGUCGGAAGCGAAAAGUUCAAAAAAAAAAAAAAAAGGCAUGAUCCAAAAAAUAAUAAGCUUUUUUCUUCCUUCGGAAACAAAUAAAAAUAAAAGCAGUGCUGUCAAACUAGCCCACUUGUCCUGACAAGGAGCAGAUGCUCUCUGCAAAUGAUGCUCCCAAGAUUUUGUUUUUCUUAACCACUUGAAAUAGAGAAGAAAAAUGGACAAAUGAACAAACAAACAAACAAAAAAAGGGUGCAGGCUGACAAGCUGAUCUUUCUAAGCUUUUUUUCCUCUUUUUAUUUUUUUAAAGCUGUUUCUGUUAAGGGCUCAGGCAUGCCCAGCCCCGUUGCUUUCAGUGAAGCUCACGCGGGAUAUUUUUCGAAAAAGCACGUUUUAAGAAAACAUUUUGGAUGAAGCUGUAUUUGAGAGUGUAGCCUCCUCCUUUUCAACACCAGAAUUAAACCUCAGUUAAAAAUAAUAACGAUAUUGCCAAAAUUCGAUAUUAACAUGUGGCAAAAACCACUUUGGAUAGUUCUGUUGGUUUGUUUUUUGAGGUUUCUUUUCCUUUUUAUCUUUUUUGUUUUGUUUUGGUGUUCUUUGCCUAUUGUAACAGCAGCGUCACAAUGUAAAAUGUUUCUAAUGGUAAGUUCUCGUGGUUUAGUUUGCUAGUUUGUACCGAGAGUUGAGCUCUCUUUUCCCCAUUGAAGUGUUUUCUUUCCGAACUGCUAAAAAUAAAAAAAAAUAGCUGUUAACUGUGCUUCCCUUCUACCUUGUAAUGAAUGCUUCAAGCCUAUAUUACAAAUAAAAGACCUGCUGAUAAAA
Notechis scutatus (mainland tiger snake) is the source of this 5696-nucleotide messenger RNA. RefSeq names its product MTSS I-BAR domain containing 1 (gene MTSS1). The record is from RefSeq and is a predicted model, not a curated record. Gene Ontology annotation, molecular function: actin binding; phospholipid binding. Gene Ontology annotation, biological process: positive regulation of actin filament bundle assembly; adherens junction maintenance; plasma membrane organization. Lineage: Eukaryota; Metazoa; Chordata; Lepidosauria; Squamata; Elapidae. Gene Ontology annotation, cellular component: actin cytoskeleton; cytoplasmic side of plasma membrane.